Chrysemys picta bellii (western painted turtle) is the source of this 12340-nucleotide messenger RNA. It is a transcript of the gene PLXNA1, whose product is annotated as plexin A1. The record is from RefSeq and is a predicted model, not a curated record. Gene Ontology annotation, molecular function: protein binding; semaphorin receptor activity. Gene Ontology annotation, biological process: semaphorin-plexin signaling pathway involved in axon guidance; regulation of GTPase activity; negative regulation of cell adhesion. Gene Ontology annotation, cellular component: plasma membrane; semaphorin receptor complex. Lineage: Eukaryota; Metazoa; Chordata; Testudines; Emydidae.
GGAAGCUCACUGAGUGCUGCUGUGUGCAUGCCUGUGCCAUGCAGAUGUGACCAAUAAAGCAUCCUGAUCAGAACAGGGUGUAACGUUGGUGACUGAAAUGGUGCUGGGCCUGGCUUGUCCCUGGAUACACCGGCUAUGUCAGAGGCAGGGAAAAUGAGGCAGAGGGACAGGAAGUGAGUUGUCCAAGGCCUUACAAUGAGUCGAUGGCACAGCCAGGACUAGAACCCAGGAGUCCUGAUUCCCAUCCCAGGCCCCUAUGCUGAGUGCACAGCUGUAAAGAGCCGUAUAGAAGAUGCACAGAGCCAAGGUAUGAAUUUUCCAUGGGAUCCAGAGGUCUCGGUGCUCCCUGUAGGAAAGUAACUAGGACCAACUGAGACUGUGAAGACACGAAAACAGUAUCCGAGCUGACUGCUUCUCAGUGGGCUGACCAGGCUGCCAGUGUCCACGAUGCCCUGAAUGUGGAGCCUAGCAGAAGCAGAGGAGACCUUGGCCCUGUAAUACCCCCUCCCCUUUCCCCACCCCUCUAUUUUGGGUUGGCUUCUAUUUAUUUUGUUGCUGGGUUUGUGCACGGCCCUGGUCGGAUGUGACACUGCUGCAAUGUGGCUCCUUCGGCUCAAGCAUCACUUGUCCGUUAACAUCUGGACCCUGCUGCUUCUGGGGAGCGCCUGGCUACCACUGGCAGAGGGCACCCCCAAAUCCCCCUUUAGGACUUUCUCGGUCACAGACUGGAGCUUGACACACCUGGUGGUCCACAACAAAACUGGGGAGGUCUACGUGGGCGCUGUCAACCGGAUCUACAAGCUCUCCAACAACCUGACGCUGUUGCGUGCCCAUGUGACUGGGCCGGUGGAUGAUAACGAGAAGUGCUAUCCGCCCCCCAGCGUUCAGUCCUGCCCCCAUGGGCUGGUCACCACCAACAAUGUCAACAAGUUGCUGCUGGUGGACUACUCAGGGAACCGGCUGAUCGCCUGUGGUAGUGCCUCCCAGGGCAUCUGCCAGUUCCUACGCUUGGACGACCUCUUCAAGCUGGGGGAACCCCACCACCGCAAGGAGCACUACCUCUCCAGUGUCAACGAGUCAGGCACCAUGUCGGGUGUCAUCAUUGAGGUGCUUAACGGACAAAACAAGCUCUUCAUUGGGACGCCGAUUGAUGGGAAGUCCGAGUACUUCCCCACCCUCUCCAGCCGCAAGCUGAUGACCAACGAGGAGAAUGCGGAGAUGUUUGGCUUCGUCUACCAGGACGAGUUUGUCUCCUCCCAACUCAAGAUCCCCUCAGACACGCUAUCCAAGUUCCCCACGUUUGACAUUUACUACAUCUAUAGCUUCAGCAGCGAGCAGUUCGUCUACUACCUGACCUUGCAGCUGGACACCCAGCUCACCUCGCCUGACUCCACAGGGGAGCAGUUCUUCACCUCCAAAAUUGUCCGCCUCUGUGUGGACGACCCCAAGUUCUACUCCUACGUGGAGUUCCCCAUCGGCUGCGUGCGGGAUGGCGUCGAGUACCGCCUGAUACAGGACGCGUACCUCAGCAAGCCCGGCAAGGUGCUUGCCAAGCAGCUGAGCAUCUCGGAGCAGGAAGACAUCCUCUUCACUGUUUUCUCCCAGGGCCAGAAGAACAGGGUCAAGCCACCCAAGGAGUCCGUCCUCUGCCUCUUCACUCUGAAAAAGAUAAAAGACAAAAUCAAGGAGCGCAUCCAGUCUUGUUACCGAGGGGAGGGAAAGCUGUCACUGCCCUGGCUAUUGAACAAGGAAUUGGGUUGCAUCAACUCGCCUCUGCAGAUUGACGACUAUUUCUGUGGCCAGGAUUUUAACCAGCCGCUGGGCGGGACGGUGACCAUCGAGGGGACAGCGCUCUUUGUGGAUAAGGAGGAUGGCAUGACCUCGGUGGCUGCCUAUGACUACCGGGGACACACGGUGGUCUUCACCGGCACGCGGAGUGGCAGGAUCAAAAAGAUCCUGGUGGACUUGUCCAGUCCCAGCGGGCGUCCGGCGCUGCAGUAUGAGAAUGUCGUGGCCCACGAGGGCAGCUCCAUCCUGCGAGACCUGGUGCUCAGCCCCGACCGCCAGCACAUCUACGCCAUGACUGAGAAACAGGUGACACGAGUGCCCGUGGAGAGCUGUGAACAAUACAAGAGCUGUGCGCUGUGCCUGGGCUCCAAGGACCCCCACUGCGGCUGGUGUGUCCUUCAUAACGUCUGCUCGCGGAAGGACCGAUGUGAGCGGGCUGAUGAACCUCAGCGCUUUGCCUCAGACCUGCGCCAGUGCGUCCAGCUCACCGUCCAGCCCAAGAACAUAUCGGUCACCAUGUCUGAGGUCUCGCUGGUUCUGCAGGCCUGGAAUGUCCCCGAUCUCUCUGCUGGGGUAAACUGCUCCUUUGAAGAUUUCACGGAGUCUGAGAGCCGCAUUGAAGACGGGAGGAUCUACUGUAGCUCUCCAUCUGCAAAGGAUGUGAUCCCCAUCACCAGGGGCAGGGGCGACAAGCGGGUGGUGAAGCUCUACUUGAAGUCCAAGGAGACUGGGAAGAAGUUUGCUGCUGUGGAUUUCAUUUUCUACAACUGCAGCGUCCAUCAGUCCUGCCUGUCCUGUGUGAAUGGCUCCUUCCCAUGCCACUGGUGUAAAUAUCGGCACAUCUGCACCCACAAUGCUGCUGACUGCUCCUUCCAGGAGGGGCGUGUCAACAUGUCUGAGGACUGCCCACAGAUUCUGCCCUCCACCCAGAUCUACAUCCCUGUGGGCGUGGUGAAGCCCAUCACUCUGACAGCCAAGAACCUGCCACAGCCACAGUCCGGCCAGCGCAACUACGAAUGCAUCUUCCACAUCCCCGGCAGCGCCACCCGCGUCACAGCUCUGCGCUUCAACAGCACCAGCAUCCAGUGCCAGAACACCUCGUAUUUCUACGAAGGGAAUGACAUCAGCGACCUGCCCGUGAACCUGUCCGUGGUGUGGAAUGGAAACUUUGUCAUCGACAACCCCCAGAACAUCCAGGCUCACCUGUACAAGUGCUCGGCCCUGCGCGAAAGCUGUGGCCUCUGCCUCAAGGCAGAUCCGCGCUUCGAGUGUGGCUGGUGCGUGACGGAGAAGAGGUGCACCCUGCGGCAGCACUGCCCGGCCUACGAGAGCAGCUGGAUGCACGCCAGCAACGGCAACAGCCGCUGUACAGACCCCAAGAUCAUCAAGCUGUCGCCGGAGACGGGCCCCAGGCAGGGAGGGACCCGUCUGACCAUCACUGGGGAGAACCUGGGCCUGAAGUUUGAGGAUGUGCGCACGGGAGUGCGGGUCGGCAAAGUGAUGUGCAUCCCCAUCGAGAGCGAGUACAUCAGCGCGGAGCAAAUUGUGUGUGAGAUCGGAGACGCCAGCUCAGGCCGAGCCCACGAUGCCCGUGUGGAGGUGUGCAUCAGGGACUGCUCCCCCAGCUACAGGGCCACAUCCCCCAAAAGCUUCACGUUUGUGACACCCACUUUCUACCGCGUGACUCCGGCUCGGGGUCCCCUCUCUGGGGGCACCUGGAUUAGCAUUGAGGGCAACCACCUCAACGCAGGCAGUGAUGUCACAGUGACCAUCGGGGGACGACCUUGUGUCUUUUCAUGGAGAAACGCUCGGGAGAUCCGGUGCCGGACGCCACCAGGCCAGAGCCCUGGCGGGUCACCCAUCCUCAUCAACAUCAACCGGGCCGAGCUGAGUAACCCCGAGGUCAAGUACAAUUACACAGAGGACCCCACCAUCCAGAAGAUAGACCCAGAGUGGAGCAUCAACAGCGGUGGGACGUUGCUGACUGUGAUAGGCACCAACCUGGCCACCAUCAAAGAGCCCAGGAUCCGUGCCAAGUACGGCAGCGCUGAGAGGGAGAACAACUGUACUGUCUACAACGACACCACCAUGCUGUGCUACGCUCCAUCCAUCGACAACCCAUCCCGGAGCCCCCCAGAGAUCGGUGACCGCCCAGAUGAGAUUGGCUUUGUCAUGGAUAAUGUCCAGGCGCUGCUGAUUGUUAAUACCACCAGCUUCGUCUAUUAUCCGGACCCCAUCUUCGAGCCCCUCAGCCCCUCUGGCAUGCUGGAGCUCAAGCCCAGCUCUCCCCUUAUCCUCAAGGGCCGGAACCUGCUCCCGCCGGCUGCUGGUAACUCCCGGCUGAACUACACAGUGCUGAUUGGUGACACUCCCUGCGCCCUGACGGUCUCCGAGACCCAGCUCUUGUGCGAGUCGCCAAACCUCACAGGACAGCACAAAGUCACGAUCAAGGCUGGAGGGUUUGAGUUCUCCCCGGGGACGCUGCAGAUCUACUCAGACAGCCUCCUGACGCUGCCUGCUAUCAUCGGGAUCGGCGGCGGAGGCGGCCUCCUCCUGCUCAUCAUCAUCAUCGUCCUCAUCGCCUACAAGCGCAAGUCCCGGGACGCCGACCGCACCCUGAAACGCCUGCAGCUGCAGAUGGACAACCUGGAGUCCCGCGUGGCCUUGGAGUGCAAAGAGGCCUUUGCCGAACUGCAGACAGACAUCCACGAGCUGACGAACGACUUAGACGGGGCUGGCAUUCCCUUCCUGGACUAUCGCACCUAUGCCAUGAGGGUCCUCUUCCCCGGGAUAGAAGACCAUCCUGUGCUGAAGGAGAUGGAGGUCCAGGCGAAUGUGGAGAAGUCCUUGAGCCUCUUUGGGCAGCUCUUGAACAAGAAGCAUUUCUUGCUGACCUUCAUCCGCACCUUGGAGGCGCAACGCAGCUUCUCCAUGCGGGACCGGGGCAACGUGGCUUCCCUGAUCAUGACAGCGCUGCAGGGGGAGAUGGAGUAUGCCACAGGCGUGCUGAAGCAGCUCCUCUCAGACCUGAUCGAGAAGAACCUGGAGAGUAAGAACCAUCCCAAGCUGCUCUUGCGGAGGACGGAGUCUGUGGCUGAGAAGAUGCUGACGAAUUGGUUCACGUUCCUCCUGUACAAGUUUUUAAAGGAGUGUGCUGGAGAGCCUCUCUUUAUGCUGUACUGUGCCAUCAAACAGCAGAUGGAAAAGGGACCCAUUGACGCCAUCACCGGAGAGGCCCGCUACUCGCUGAGCGAAGACAAGCUGAUCCGGCAGCAGAUUGACUACAAAAUGCUGACGCUGAACUGCGUGAACCCUGAGAAUGAGAAUGCCCCCGAGAUUCCCGUCAAGGUUCUGAAUUGCGACACCAUCACACAGGUGAAGGAGAAGCUGCUAGAUGCCGUCUACAAGGGCGUGCCCUACUCCCAGAGACCCAAGGCAGGAGACAUGGACCUGGAGUGGCGGCAGGGCAGGAUGGCCCGAAUCAUUCUGCAGGAUGAAGACGUGACCACAAAGAUAGACAAUGACUGGAAAAGGCUCAACACCCUCGCUCACUACCAGGUCCGGUCGCCCACCGGGGUGACUGAUGGCUCCUCUGUGGCACUGGUGCCCAAGCAGAACUCGGCAUACAACAUCUCCAACUCUUCCACCUUCACCAAGUCACUCAGCAGAUACGAGAGCAUGCUCCGGACAGCCAGCAGCCCCGACAGUCUACGUUCACGGACCCCCAUGAUCACGCCCGACCUGGAGAGUGGUACCAAGCUUUGGCACCUAGUGAAGAAUCAUGACCACAUGGACCAGCGGGAGGGAGACCGGGGCAGCAAGAUGGUGUCCGAGAUCUAUCUGACCCGUCUGUUGGCCACCAAGGGCACCUUGCAGAAGUUCGUCGAUGACCUGUUUGAGACCAUCUUCAGCACGGCACACCGCGGGAGCGCCCUGCCCCUGGCCAUCAAGUACAUGUUCGACUUUCUGGACGAACAAGCCGACAAACAUCAGAUCAACGAUUAUGACGUCAGGCACACCUGGAAGAGUAACUGUCUACCUCUGCGUUUUUGGGUGAAUGUGAUUAAGAACCCCCAGUUUGUGUUUGACAUUCACAAGAACAGUAUUACUGAUGCUUGCCUAUCCGUGGUGGCUCAGACAUUCAUGGACUCCUGCUCAACUUCUGAGCACAAGCUAGGGAAAGACUCUCCCUCCAACAAACUACUGUAUGCCAAGGACAUCCCCAACUAUAAGAGCUGGGUAGAAAGAUAUUAUGCAGAUAUUGCUAAAAUGCCAGCAAUCAGUGACCAGGACAUGAGUGCAUACCUGGCGGAGCAGUCCCGGUUACACCUGAGCCAGUUCAACAGCAUGAGUGCGCUGCACGAGAUCUACUCAUACAUCACCAAGUACAAGGAUGAGAUUUUAGCUGCUUUAGAGAAGGAUGAACAGGCCCGAAGGCAACGGCUGAGGAGUAAACUGGAGCAGGCAAUUGACACAAUGGCCCUAAGCAGCUGAAAAGGCCGAGGCAGCCCGGACAGCUUUCCAGCAGUGGAUACCACAAGAGAGAGGCCAGCAAGCGGCAGCAGCAGAGUACUUUGGGUCCAGAGCCAAAUGGACACGCGGAGCCCGCCGCGUCUCGAAACUCUUAACACAAACGAACCAGGAAACCUACCACCGUAUCACACCCAAUCCAAUCAGACCUAUCCAGAGACCUUGCAAAAGGGACGGUGUGGGCAGGAGUGCAAAGGAGCCGAGAAGAACUGCAGGGAGCUUGCAGCGCACCCAGCACAGCUGCUUCGCCUGGGGACAUGUCCCCGAUCUGGUGAUGGAGGCUGGAGGGUCAGGACUGCACUAACUUCUAGGGCAACAUGUCUGAUGUUGUUAUUUUUAGCGCAGGGAGGGUGGGCGGGGCUUUUCUUUUUUCUGUACUUGACUCGCUCCCCCUUCCUCCCCACCUGCCUCCCAGCUCUCCGCCCAUAUCCCUUCUCUCGCUCUCUCUCUCUCUCUCUCUCUCCCCUCCCCACCCCAGCUCUCUGGCCUUCUGCCAUUAGUGUUAACUGCUAUAUUUGCACAAUUUACAAGAGAGAAACAAAAAAAUUUUUAAUUAAAACAAAGUAUAACACAAAGGGGGAGGGGAAGGGAGGUUCUAAAUUUUGCAACAAACAAACAAAAAAAAGGGGGGGUUAAAAAAAUCACUCAAAGGACCGAUUCUGGAAGGAGAAGGGUGGGGGUGGGCGGGGAGUGGGAGACAAGUCCCAUAACCUUGCGGUAGUUCAGAAAAUUUGUCCUGUGCCAUGUUUGAUUUGAAUGUUGUUUAGUGCAGAAAGCAAAACAGGAUGUUUUGUUAGCUGAAUCAGCUCUAAUUUACAUGCUGCUUAAGUGGUGUCCGAAGGUCACAAUCCAAGAGGAGGAAGAACAGAGAGGGGAGACGAUCUAAGGGGCCUUUUCCCAGGGAUCGGCCGAUGCUGUGAAUCGUGGCGGGGGAGUGGCGUGGCGUGGUGUCGACUUCAUCCUUGUUUUUAUUUGCAUGUUGCUAUUUCUGCGUGGGGCAGGACAAUGCAGAUGAAGGAGGAGAAUCGUUGAGCUCUUUAUAGCCAGAGCUUGUGCUCCAUCCUCUCUUGUGAAAGGGGAGUUUCCCGGCAGCAUUCCCUGGUGGCGGUCGGUGCUAUGAGGGGUGUCUGGGCCAUGGAGAAGCCCUCAGGGACCUUUCAGGCUGGGAAGCCGUUGAAAACAGACCUUUCAAAUGGGCAUCUCCAUGACUCCAAGUGCAGGUAGAUGACUGUAGUUGGGAGGUUGAUGUUCUGGAAGCUUGAGAGCUUGCGCUACGUCCAAGUGUAUUAGGAGCAAAGGGCUUUCAGAACCACACAGGGAUAGCAGGAAGGGAGUGUCAGCAUGGGGCUUUGGCAUCCUGCCCGGCUUUGCCUCCCUUCCUUCUGACGCCCCCCAACGGCCUGAGGUGCUGAGCAUCUCAGCACAUUUGCAGCUCUUGGUGUCCUUUAAAGCAGCCUUAAUGAAGUCACUGAUGGCAGCUGGCUCACAGUCCAGCCGGGCUCCGAAACCUCUACAAUCCCAGGGUUCUCCCAGCACUACCAAGCAGGCUCCCACAUUUAAAGCAGUUGGAGACAGUAGCUCAACAUACCCUAUUUUUUUAGCAAGGAGCUAGGUGUGAGGUGCGGGGAGCUGUCUGCCUGCCACUCUGCUGUAACUAAGCCGUAACCCACUGCCGCCUAGCAGUCCCAUUACAAGCUUUUUUGUCUGGAGCUACAUCAGUGGAUUUGUUUCAGGUUAGGCCUAACCAAUCCCAGGAAAGAGGAUUUGGGGAAUGGGGGCGGCCCUGGAAUUUUGACCGUUUUUCUCGGUCCUCUUUUUGUGCUGAGGUAAGGGAAGGGCCCGGGUCACCCGGGGAAAUGGUUUAGAUCCUUAUUUCUCUGCAGAAAUCUUUCAGAGACCAGUGAUGCCAUAUAAGGCUUUUCUCGGUAGCUGCACUGGUUCUGGAGCAGCCACCUGGGGCAGAGGGAUGUACGGGCCGUAACCUCGGAUGGAAGGAAAGCAGAAAAAGAAAACGUCCAGCCUUGUGUGUGGUUGGUUACAGGCUAAGAGGGCAAACCCUGAGUGGUGAUUGCCGUAGCUCUCCAGAUCUGAAUUCCCCGCGUACUAGGCUGUCUCAGAUUCCUGCUGCUACCGUGUUCGCUGUCAGGAGCUGUUGGCACAAAAGGUUGGAGAGGGUUCUGUAAACUAAGCCGUUCGAUGAGCUUGCCAUGCGCUGAUUUAACAAAACAGGGGGCAGGCACCACUCACCCUGCCGUCCCCAAGCCCCAGGAGCAAGAGUGUGUGCGUGGCGUGUCUGUGCACAGCUCACACAGUGGUGAUGCUAGUUAUCCAGAUAGUUAUAUGCUCAGAUACUAGGGUGAAGGACGCAAUAGAAAACCCUCUGAUAGAUCAUCAGGAGACAGCGCGAAAGGGAGGGUAGGAGGGAUUGGGGGGUUUCUGCUGUGGCUGCCACGUUGCGCUGUAUUUUGGUGGUGCUACACGUAGCUCAUACCUCCGCUGUGUGUGUACACAUACAACCACCCAGUGCCUGUAUGUCCUACCAGAGCCCUCGCGUGGCAUCACUCAGCCAUGGUUGGAAAGGGCCCUGGAAUUCCACAGGGCUGAUUUCCAGCCCCCUCCCUGUGGAACGAGUGUUUUACAAAGCACCUGAGAAUUCUCCUUUUAGCCUUCAUUAGCCCACUGAGAGCUAGGUGAGGAGACAAAGCAUUCUGACUUGGCCUGCUCCCUAGACCCCAGGAAACCAAACCCAGGCUGGGAUCUCACCGGGUUUCUGCCCAGAAUGUACCUCUCUUUCCCCUCUCCUUACUCUUUCUUCCCCUCUUGCUCUCCCCCGCCCCCUGCUCUGUCUUUUGGGGUGAUUGUUGCAUUCUCUCAUUUCACUGGAAACCCAGGGAUCCAUCUCCUUUGGAAGCCUCUGCUUGGCAUGUUAGAUCCUCAUGGCUUUAUUAUUUAAAGAAACAAAGGUGCCGAGCCGCUGCCCAGACUCAGAGCAGGUGACCAAAACCUUCUAUAAACUUACAGUUUUCUUUUGCAUACAGUACUGCGAAUCUACAUUGCUGCCUGGGCCAAGGAGGGGCCCACACCAUGCCAGAGGUGGGCUACUGAAAAUUUAAAAAACACCGGCUCGGUUUCUGUCCAUUCCCUUAGAUUGCAAAUAAGGGGCGGAGGGGGGAAAAUAAUGAAGUUUUUAAUUAAAAAAAUAGUGUGUGUAUAUAUAUAUAUAUAUAUAUGUGGUUACAAUCUAAUUCUUGUGCCCCAGUGGGGUGCUGUAUAGUUAACUGAAGGAGAAACAAACCAAUAUUAAAUAUUAAAUGGAUUUACACAGCCAGUGGAAAAUACCAAAUGAUCUGGAAGAAAUUUCCAAGCAUUUCUCACCAAGCAGAACAAUCUUUUGAAGCCUGCACAUCUCUAAUUACGUUGUAAUUUUGUUUUUUGAAUUAAAGAAGAAGAGAAGGAGAAGAUGAUUUAAAAAAAUAAAACAACAAAAAACAAAAACAAAAAAAAUAAUAAAAAAAAGAUAAAAUAAAUACCCAACCCAACCUGAGCCAUCUCCGGAGUUGUGGGACCUGUGGGCUGUUGCAUGACUGUGCUAGAUUUUAGUCUGAGUUGAACUUUUUAAGGAACAAAAACAAAAAACUGCAAGUGUUGAAUACUAGAGGUUCGUUUAGACCUUUUCUUUUACAUUUUGGAAUUAAUUUGUCACUUUCUCAUCAAAGACAAAAAUUAAUUUGACUUCAACGGUUUACUUCUCAAAAUGGUACUCAAAGACCCUUAAAGGACAGCUGUGUGCCAGCGGGCCCCCGAAAGAGACAACAUCUGUUUCGCUUGCUCUCUUGGGAUCUCCUUCAGCAGUUGCGAGAGGGAAGGAAUCCUCAAGUGAAACUGGGCUGUGGGCCAUGAAAAAUUGCUUUGUGGAAACUUUAGAAAAUGAAAGCCAGAUCCUCAGCUGAUGUAAAUGGGCAGAGCUUCAUUGAAAUCAGUGUUUUUUAAGAGAGACGAGGGCACGUUGAUCUAAAGUUUUUCCCGUUCCUCCUCUUUGCUGUGUAGCACUGGUUGAAACAUGUUCAAGGCCAGUGCCACCAACCUGGCUAGGAAUUUACACACAUCACCGUGGUACCCUGGCCGUAAUAAUCCACAUUAGUGGGAAGGGCAUUUCUGUGGUGAGGCUGCUUUAUUAUCUUUAGCCCAAGAAUGACUUGAAUCAGUAACCAGUUGUUUUUAGAUCCUCAAGACGAUUUUAAUGUAGACAAUUUCUAGGCUGUAAUUACACUGCACAUGGUUUUUAAUGAGGUAGAAGGUAUAUAUGGGUAUGAGCCCAAAGGCAUUCUGGACAUGGGUUUUGGUUUAGCUACGCUAGAGACGGGGAUGAGGGGAACAGUGAAAUCUCGAUUCAGAUCUGCAUCCAAAGUUGAGAUGCAGGCCUAUCUCAGCUAGAGAGGGACUCAGUUCAGAUCAGGAGAGUGCAGUUCAGCCUGCCUGCACGUCUACCUGACCUUCCAGCCAUUGGGAGCGAGCUCCUGUGUGACCUCCUCCCUUCAUUGCUGUAGGGACCCAGCUCCUACCUGCAUUUCUCCUUUCCAGUCAGUCUGCCUGAGUCAUUCAUCACCCCGCCCCGCCCCCCACCCUUGUGCUGACAAAUUGUGAGGUCACCAGCCCUAAUCAUUGGCCUCAAUGAAUCAGGCAGGAGGAGCCAGUUGAGAAGGAAGGGAGACCCGGGCCGCUGUUUUAAAUAGCAGGAAAGAAGUGAGCGCAGGUCCACGCUGGUGUGUAACAGGAUAUUGGUAUUUUUAUAGCUUGACUGACACAAGCACCACAUCUGCCUGAGCUGGCAUGAGCCCCUCUGAUGGUGAUAAUGGAGUCCAGGAUUCCCUGUAAGGGCAUUAACUCUGGUCCCGGGAAUAGACACAGCUCCCAGGGCAGGGCAGCCGCCUUCUCUUCCCCUUUCCCCCCACUCAUCUUGGCGUGGCAUUUCUGGCAGGUGCUUUGGAAGUUUAUCAGUUUCUUCCACCAAAGACCCAUCCCAGCCCAUUCCCACCUUGGAGACAGUGGUCCCAUCGCUGCCAGGCCCAGCUGUCGGUGAGGUCAGACAGCGUCUCCAUGACUUGAGAGAUUCUUAAGAAAGGGACCUUUUUUUUUAAUACUCUCCACGUUUGCUAAGUUGUCAGGUGCUACUUUUAGCCUUUCACAUCUAACGCCCAGGGUGCUUGAUCACGCUCAGACUUCUGCCUGGUGCCUCAGAGCCCCCCUCUUGCCCCCAGAACUGGGAUCUUCACCGUGCUCUUCAAACAGGAACCAUGGGAAUGGGACGGGGGCAGCAAAGUGGAGACCUCUGCAGGCUUUGACUCUGUAGGUUCUUCCAAAACAUCCUGCUGGGAAUGAAAACAGGGAGGGAAAUGCUUGCCAGAGCCCACGCCUCCUCAUCUUCUCUCAGCCCGGAAGCCUGAGCCCUUGGACUUUGGGUGGCUCCUGCUUUGCCCGAUGCUGGUGUCGGAAAAUAGACCAUAGGGAUCAAUGCUGCAUUGGCCAAGGGUGGAAAUGACCAUGUGGCUGUUGCCAUCUCGGUUAUCUUCUGAUUUGGGACACUAUUCACACACUUCCGUUCGGUUCAGUUUUAGAUUUAAAAUGCAGCCAAGCCAUGGAAGUGCCCCUCUCUACCCUUCUGUCGAGAAUGAGCCCACUGCCUGCUCUGCAGCUGGCCAGCUCACGGGAGCGGAGUGGCCUUGCUCUGGGGGAUAUAAGCAGAGCUGUGUUCUCUUUGAAGGAACCACAGUGCACAGUUAGCUGUCCUUUAAGAAAGUGGGGGGGGAAACCAACAACAAAAGGCCGAGAACUUUAAUAGUAACAUACAGAGUCCUGAAAACGUUGUGAUUGUUUCAGACUUGAAGCAACUGUGCCAGUGUGGCUGGUCGACACCCUUCGACCGUGUAAAUAUCCUGCUAUUUCCUAUUUUAAUGUUCUUCAGAUUUAGUACUUGUAAAUAAACACGCGCAUCAAGGAGAGAUUAAACAUUUUUGCUAAAUAA